CAGUUGCCAGCGGAACAGGAUCCAGAGCUGAAACUGCCUUCCCUUCUAUCACUUGUCCUCGUCAUUGCUAUGAAUGCUUUAACACAGAUCUCUUUCUUCAUCAUCGUAUCGUCAUCAAGCAAAUAUGCGGAAUAUCUAGGGGGUACAGCAACCUUUUCAGGUCUCGUUAUCGGCAUUCCAACAGUUUUCUCUGGUAUGGCAUUGAUACCUGUCAUGAAAAUAGAUCAAGGUGCAUACACUCGACCAAUCCAUUUCUCCUGUGCGACGAUGAUACUUGGCCAUAUACUCUACGGUCUAGCAUAUAAAGCCAAUUAUCUCUACCUGAUCCUGAUUAGUCGCUGCGUCAGCGGCCUGGCGUUCACCAAUUUUAUGUACAGCAAGCGCUUCUGUUCGGAUCCUCGCAUCGUCGGCGUGCGACGACGGACUACUUUGGCCGGGUGGCUCGUCGUAGGACAGGGCAUCGGGUUCAGCGUGGGUCCAUUCAUCGGGGGCCUGUUGUACAAGAUUGGGUUCAGCAACAGCGUCUUCAAUGGGUACACAAGCCCCGGAUGGUUGAUGGCAGUCAUUUGGCUUGUAUUUUGGGGUAUCUUUGCGUGGUACUUUCAAGAUGUACCUCGUACGCGCCCCAAUCCUCCGCACACCGAAUCCCCAAUCCAAUUGAACCCCCCUCCCUUCCACCCCCAGAAUCCUGUCGCUGAUGAAGCGGGUAGUAGAAACCCUCCACCGGACUUCUCUUCUUCGCUAUCCAACUCCAUUACACUUCGUCAAUGGGGCGUUACCGUGACAAUGUGCUGGUUCGCGAUGACUUGUUUCUUCACACUUGGCGCCUGGGAAGCAAACAUCCCCAUUUUUACAGCCGCCGUGUUUGACUACUCUCCUUUCGCAGCAGGUAACUUCAUCGCACUUGGUGGGAUUUCUACAUUUCCCCUCCUAUUCAUGAACAUCUACUUCGUUCGACGCACACAGGACAGAUAUAUCCUCGCACUCGGAUCUUCUCUCGGCCUCCUUGGCCUCUUGACGACUCUUGCCAUCCUCCUCGCCGAUCGCGUCACGUUCGGCUCGCUCUUCGCCUGCUGGUUCCUUGUGGCGCUCGGCUUCAACAUCGCGAGCACGGUGACGAUGAGUCUUUUGUCAAAACAGUUCCCUGGUGAAUGGAAUGGGAGAAUCAGCAUGAUGAUCCAGUACAGUAACUUCACCGGCAGGGUCCUCGGCGCUGUCUGGGGUGGAUCUGGAUUGCGAGUCGGAAUGGUGAAUUAUGUUGGUCUGGAGAUAGCUUUUCUGGGCUUGGGGGGCAUUAUGUUCCUCACGCUGUGGAGAGAGUUAAAGGCGAAAACCGGGUGAUCAUCUUCGAUUAGUUUUCUUAUGACACUUCUCUUUGACUUCACUGGCGAGUGUGGAGUCACACAGAAUUUGCCCUGCAGAUAUAGUACGUGGCAAUAAGUAAUGUACCCUCUAUGUUGCUUCUCAUAUAUUCUGU
This is a messenger RNA of Heterobasidion irregulare TC 32-1, 1477 nucleotides long. RefSeq names its product major facilitator superfamily. Gene Ontology annotation, cellular component: membrane. The transcript has 3 exons. The record is from RefSeq and is a predicted model, not a curated record. Gene Ontology annotation, biological process: transmembrane transport. Bases 70 to 1341 code for a protein of 423 amino acids. Gene Ontology annotation, molecular function: transmembrane transporter activity. Lineage: Eukaryota; Fungi; Basidiomycota; Agaricomycetes; Russulales; Bondarzewiaceae.